This is a messenger RNA of Drosophila montana, 2706 nucleotides long. RefSeq lists its product as uncharacterized. The record is from RefSeq and is a predicted model, not a curated record. The transcript has 8 exons. Bases 1 to 1527 code for a protein of 508 amino acids. NCBI's taxonomy places the organism in Eukaryota, Metazoa, Arthropoda, Insecta, Diptera, Drosophilidae.
AUGGCUCAAUUCGAUCGAGAGCCCUUCGGGGACGAUAGCGUGGUGGGCAUUGAAAACUGCAAAAAUUCUAGUGUGAUAUCCUCUACCGGCAUAAGUGUUCAUGAUAACUUAAAUGAACCCCUAUUAGAAAACCAUGGAGAUCAAAAUACAAAUGGAGUGUAUGAGCAAAAGGAUCGACAGAAGCAUACAAAAACAAUUGCGGGGGAUAAGACUUCAGUACUUCAAACUGAAACAGUAAACGAUGAUAUCACAGAGUAUAAUUUUAAUGUAAAUGAUCAAACCGAGGGCAAUAUUUUAAUAGCACAAGACAAAAUUAAUACAAAAGAAUCUCUGAUAAAAUGUAGCCCUCAAAUAGAUACUGAGAAACAACUAAGCGCAAAUAAUACAAAUAAUAGAGUACCGGUUUGCUACCAGAAGACAUCUAUAGAAACAACCAGUGCUCCUUCUUCGGAAUGUGCUAAUUAUAAUUUUGUCGACCAGAAUACUCCACAUUUGACUGCAACCACAUCAGCUAAAUCAAACAACGAGAUAAACGCCAAAGUCAAUAAAUUAGACAUAAGUGUUCAUGAUAACUUAAAUGAACCCAUAUUAGAUGACCAUGGAGAUGAAAAUAUAAAUGGACGACAGGAUCGGCAGAAGGAUGAUAAAACUUCAAAACUUCAAACUGUAAUAGAUAUUGAUGAUAUUACCGUAUAUAAUGUUAAUGUAAAUGAGCAAGCCGAGGACAACAUUAAAACAGUACAAGACAAUAUUAAUAUAAAAGAGUCUAUUACAAAAUUUAGCCGUCAAAUAGAAAGCUUGGAAUCAAUACAAGAGUCGCAAACGGACGUCAUCAUACCAUCACUAAAAAGCCCAAUUGGUGAAAAUAAUAAAUUAGUUUCCAAAUCUUUUAAUGCUGUAAGCCCAAAGAAAAAUUUGCUCGAGGAAGCAAAUAAUAAGCCACUCAGCCCAACAAGAACAUCUAUUUUAGAACCUGAGGAACGGCUAAGCCCAAGUAAUACAAAUAAUACAGUACCGGUUGGUUACCAAAAAGCAUCGUUAGAAGCAACCAAUUCUUCUUCUCGGGAAAGUGCUGAUUACGAUAAAGUCGAUCAGAAUCCACCAAUUUUGACUGCGACCACAUCAGCUAAAUGUAACAACGGAAAUAUCGUCAAUGCCAAAAACUUAGACAUAAGUGUUCAUGAUAACUUAAAUCAACCCAUAUUAGAAGACCAUGGAAAUGAAAAUACAAAUGCACGACAGGAUCGGCAGAAGGAUACAAAAACAGCUGUGGGUGAUAAAACUUCAAAACUUCAAACUGAAAUAGAUAACGAUGUUAUUACCGAGUAUAAUGUUAAUAUAAAUGAGCAAGCCGAGGACAAUAUUAAAACAGUGCAAAACGACAUUAAUAUAAAAGAGUCAAUUACAAAAUGUAGCCCUCAAUUAGAUAGCUUUGAAUCUAUACAAGAGUCGCAAACGGACGUCAUCAUACCAUCACUAAAAAGCCCAAGUGGUGAAAAUAAUAAAUUAGUUUUCGAAAUCUAUUAAUGCUGUAAGCCCAAAGAAAAAUUUGCUCGAGGAAGCAAAUAAUAAGCCACUCAGCCCAACAAGCACAUCUAUUUUAGAACCUGAGGAACGGCUAAGCCCAAGUAAUACAAAUAAUACUGUACCGGUUGAUUACCAAAAUGCAUCUUUAGAAGCAACCAAUUCUUCUUCUUUGGAAAGUGCUGAUUAUGAUAAAGUCGAUCAGAAUCCACCAAUUUUGACUGCGACCACAUCAGCUAAAUGUAACAACGAAAAUAUCGUCAAUGCUAAUAACUUAGAACAAGUACAAGGGCAUAGUCGGGAGUGGCCAACAAGAAUACACCCUCAGCUACCGAUGCAAGCAUUCGAAUCAUGUAUACAUGUUUACUCAAGAUUACACAUGCAUAUAUACAAAUACCCAAGCAAGCAGGCUGCCCACAGCGAACCUAACAUCAAACAAAGCAUAAUUACUCUGUUAAAAGUAAGGCGAGUCGGAAAUACAAGACAUUUAUUCUGUCAGAUGUUCUUAACACAAAUACUAAAAAAUACAUUAGAAGAUUUAAAUCUAAGCCUUAUGGAUGGCCCACUACAAUGGGUGGUUAACUACUUCCCCUCUUUAAGAACGGCCGUCCUCGGCCUUUAAGUAGCGAUAAAAGCUGACAAGACCUCGUCUUGACGAAUUGUAAGUCCUCCUCUCUCAUCUGCUGGAGAUAUGGUAGAGCUAGAGCCGAUAUCUGUUUUUUACAUUUCUCGAUGAUCUUAUCAGAGUUUUAGAAUGAGGGUGUUGUUUGCAACCAGAACAGAUGGCGAACUCUUAAUGUAGGGGUUAAAUUCUUAAAUGUAUUAAAUUAUUAUUGAAGAUAUUUUGAAAAUAUUUGAAAAUGGAUUUUCGAUCAGCAUGACCCUUGAAUUCUUUUGACUAGUAUAGGUACCCUUGUGUCCUGGAAUUUAUAACGAUUUCCGUUUUGAUUGAAUCGACCAGCUGGGCCUUAGUGCGAUUGACAACCUUUAGGGCCUUGCCCAAGAAGUCAGAACUUGUCACCAUCCUAUUGUGCACGUUUAGAGCGGACCUCCAAAACCUUACGCACAUGAAAUUGUUGAAACGUGUUCUUCAUUUUCAAGUUCUACUUACUUGCGCAUAUUCCGUAGAGUGAGACAUAGUGAUUGUCCCUUACAAGUACAUCGUCGUCCAAAAUUGAUAAA